GCCGUCCCGGCGGGUGCUUCGGCGCUUCCCCUGCUGCUCGUGCUCCUUCUCAGCAAAGUGACCGGUCUACCUGAGCUGCCAACUAGCAUCCUCAAAGUCCCUUAAUUUAGCAUUAAACGGCCUUCUGUUGUGAACUGUUCGUUAGUUAUACAAGAAACUUCACCGCCGCAUGGUAAGCUAGCUAACGAGUCUUGUAGCAGUUGUUUUAAUGUGUGUUCAAAACGUUAAACACCGAAUCCACUCACCGUUUAAGUGCUCUGCUUACUGGUGUCAAUGUCGUCUGAACAGGAGACACCAGUCGACAUUGACAAAAUUAAGCCUGCAGAAGACAGCUGGAGCCUUAAUUAUGUCACCGGGAACCUUUUCACCUGCCCGGAGGACGAGGCUCUGGCCCACUGCAUCAGUGAGGACUGCCGCAUGGGGGCAGGCAUAGCAGUCAUGUUCAAGAAGAAGUUUGGAGGGAUAGAGGAGUUAAAGGAACAGAAAAAGCUGACAGGACAGUGUGCAGUACUGAAAAGAGACAGACGUUUUGUCUACUAUCUGAUUACAAAGAAAAAGGCCAGCCAAAAACCAACCUAUGACAGCCUGACACAGAGCCUGGAGGAAAUGAAGACACACUGUGAAGAGAACGCAGUAACAAGAAUAUCAAUGCCUCGUAUCGGUUGUGGGCUGGAUCGGCUGCAGUGGAGCAGAGUGUCGGAAAUCCUGGAACAAGUCUUCAAACACACAAACAUCUCCAUCACAGUCUACAGCCUCCCUGAGAGAGCAGAGACGACAGUUAUGAAGGAAAACAAGCGCAGAAGAAUGAUGUAAAAGUUUGUUUAUUGUAACUAUAAGUUAAUGGAUUUUUCUGUAUUAUAUACCCACAGGAUAUGACCUCAAUGGUUAUCUUUUUCAUUGGGGGGAAAACUGUAGAUUAUUUGAAAAUAAAUGUCCUUUUUUGCAUAUCAA
Molecule: messenger RNA, 951 nt
Organism: Plectropomus leopardus (leopard coralgrouper)
Lineage: Eukaryota; Metazoa; Chordata; Actinopteri; Perciformes; Serranidae
Gene: oard1
Product: O-acyl-ADP-ribose deacylase 1
Biological process (GO): peptidyl-glutamate ADP-deribosylation
Source: RefSeq, a predicted model, not a curated record